Molecule: messenger RNA, 1220 nt
Organism: Cantharellus anzutake
Lineage: Eukaryota; Fungi; Basidiomycota; Agaricomycetes; Cantharellales; Hydnaceae
Product: fungal-specific transcription factor domain-containing protein
Exons: 2
Coding region: 183-833 (216 amino acids)
Source: RefSeq, a predicted model, not a curated record
AUCUCAUUCACGUAACGGGAAUACCAUCAGAAACCCGCACCAACCCCCAAUGCGUCCCCCAAGGCCUCUGCAAUCUGCAGCAGGCCCUCAAUGCUGCUCACCGUGACGUUAGUCGUCCAUACUUCUCAAUUCUACCCGCCGCCACCGAGGAGAUUGCGAUUGAACAUACCGAUCAUGAGUGGAUGGCGAAUGACAUCCUCGCUUCAGUACCAACACUGUCGAAUCCAUUCUUGUUGGGUGCAUACAGGUACGCUUCCCUCCAUUUCUACAACUCGAUCCGGUUUGAUCGCGUCAUUGGCGUGGCGAAUGAGCCCAUCCUAGCCAUCGCAGAGAUCUCGGCGUUGGCGGAAUGGAAGAGGGAAAACGAGGAUUCAUCCAGACUAGACAGGUUUACUCUCUAUGACAUGGCGAAACGUAUCGAGAUGUCACUCUUGUGCCCCGAUUUUCUGGAGCGAUUCCAAACCACGAGCGAGGACUAUGGACCAGCUUAUCCCGUCUUCGUUAACAACGGUGGUUCUUGGGUUUCCUUGUCCUACUUCGUUGUCAAGAUAUCUGAGCUAUACAUGCUAGCAGCCCAUGUCUAUCUAGCGACGGUGGUGUCGGGUGCACCUCGUGCUUAUUCGGUAUUGUCCAAAGUCUACACAUUGGUUGACAAACUAUGCCGACACUUGAAUACUCAUUGGGAGGUUAUUGGAGAACACGAGCAAAAGCUUUUGAAGUUCCCGAUCUUCGUCGCCGCGUGUAUGGCAACUCCGGAACUUAUGCCACAAGUGGAGCAAUGCCUCUUAUUCUUGAGAAUCAACUCCUGCAGCGAAGCUACGGAGGUGAGUUGAGGAUGUUCCCAAGAGCAGAUCGCUCAUUGUCGUCUCCGUAUUCCAGAUAGCGGACCUCGCCUCGGUCCUAGGGAAUAUGCGCGAGACUCAUCCUAGGGUCGACGGAGCAGGUAGCCGGGAUAUCCCUCCCGUCACUUGGCGCGAUGCGUUCCUUAGAAACAUGCAGGGGCCUGGGAUCCCCGUUUGUAAUCUCCUUUGGAUAUGAGACUUAACAGAGCGCAGAAGCACGUAGUGCCUUCGAUCCCUGAAUCAUCCCCUCUCUCCCCUCAGAAACACAGCACCUCACCCCGUGUGGCUUCUUUCUUUCGUAAUUACUGUUCUUUUUCUUUCGGACUAUCUUUGUUGUGAUCUACCUUUCUUUGUGUCCUCUGACUGUGUGACUUCAGC